AGCUACGCUAGCGUCCGGUGAAGGUGAGAGGCGACAGUAGCUCAGAACGGGUUGACUAUCCACCGGGAGGAUGCUAGUUGGAUCCCCGGAGUGUCGAGGUGCCCCUGAGCAAGACACCUGAGCCUGACUGUUCCUGACGAGCUGGCUGUCGCCUUGCGUGGUCGACUCUGCCUUCGGUGUGUGAAUGUGUGAAUAAAUGGUUGCAAGUCACUUUGGAUGAAAGCGUCAGCAGAAUCCCCUAAAUGUAAAAUGGGAACAGAUGAACAACGUUAGCUUCCAGGUGAAUGUGAAGGUACAGGUGAUCUCCAGGUGAGCUGCAUUAGCAUCAGGUGAAUGUGAAGGUCCAGGUGAUCUCCAGGUGAGCUGCAUCAGCAUCAGGUGAAUGUGAAGGUACAGGUGAUCUCCAGGUGAGCUGCAUCGGCAUCAGGUGAAUGUGAAGGUACAGGUGAUCUCCAGGUGAGCUGCAUUAGCAUCAGGUGAAUGUGAAGGUACAGCCUCCGGACUUCAACAUGGGAGCUGCGUGGAGGAGCUGUCCCCUGCUGGGGCUUCUGCUGCUACUGACGGUGCAUGCCGCCCCCCAGGGCUACGGAGGGGAUGCAGAUAAAGGAGAACUACGGGACGACAUUCCAGAGAUCAACAGAGAUCUCGAUCACCUGUUCCAGGGAGACAUUGCCGGGGAUCCCCGGAGGAACGCCAUCCUGAACGAGACGAUGCGCUGGACCUUCCCCAUCCCCUACAUCCUAACCGACUCCCUCGACCUGAACGCCAAGGGGGUGAUCCUGCAGGCCAUGGAGGCCUACCGCCUCAAGUCCUGCGUGGACUUCAAACCCUACGAAGGAGAAGCCUCAUACCUGUCCUUCACCAAGCUGUCCGGGUGCUGGUCCUUCGUGGGGGACCUGAAGGAGGGCCACGGCCAGGGCCAGAACGUGUCCAUCGGGGCUGGCUGCGACACGCGCGCCAUCGUGGAGCACGAGCUGCUGCACGCGUUGGGCUUCUACCACGAGCAGUCCCGCGCCGACCGGGACAACUACGUCCACAUCUGGUGGGACCAGAUCCUGGAAGGGAAGGAGCACAACUUCAACAAGUACGAGGACGACUUCAUCACGGACCUGAACACGGCGUACGACUACGAGUCCAUCAUGCACUACCGGCCCUUCUCCUUCAACAAGGACCCCUUGGUGCCCACCAUCACCACCGCCAUCCCUGCCUUCAACGCCCUCAUCGGCCAGCGCCUCGACUUCAGCGCCACCGACCUCACCCGGCUCAACCGCAUGUACGACUGUGCCCAGAGCCUGACCCUACUGGACCAGUGCUCCUUCGAGCUCAUCAACAUCUGUGGGAUGAUCCAGAACCAGAAGGACCACGCAGACUGGAUCCAGACCCUCAGCACCCCUGGCCAGCCCGACCACACCCUGCUGGGCCGCUGCCGAGACGCGGGGUACUUCAUGGGCUUCGACGUGGCGGGGGUCCCGGCGGGGGCCAGCGCCCUGCUGGAGUCCCGGGUCCUGCACCCGCGCCGGGACCAGCAGUGCCUCCAGUUCUUCUACCGGACCGGCCUCACGCCGGGGGGCCGGCUGGUGGUCUGGGUCCGCACGGACGACGGCACCGGGGCGGUCCGCAGGGUCCGCAAGAUACACACCAUCACAGGUGACGGGUCGGGCCGCUGGCACCUGGCCCAUGUGACUCUGCGGCAGACGGAGAAGUUCCGCUACUUCUUCCAGGGCGUGCGGGGCUCCGCCUCCUCCACGGGCGCCAUCUCGCUCGAUGACAUCACGCUCAGCGAGACCGUCUGCCCGAGCGCCGUCUGGCAGAUCUCCAACUUCUCGCUGGUGGGCGUGGCCCCGGGCACGGCCCUCACCAGCCGCUGCUACUCCAGCCCCGAGGGCUACUCCUUCGGGCUCCGCCUCUACCCCCGGGGCUUUGAGCCCUCCUCCCGGGACCACCUGGCCCUGACCGUCCACCUGUGCUCCGGGCCGGACGACGCGGUGAUGGAGUGGCCGGCGCUGCACCGGCAGGUGACCGUCACGGUGCUGGACCAGGACGCCGACGCCACGCGCACCAUGUCCUCCAGCCGAAGCUUCACCACCGACGCAGCGGGGCCCUGGGAGAGACCCACCGCGACCUCCUCGGCCACCUGGGACCCCAGCUGCAGCUGUUACCGCGGCAAAGACUUUGGCUGGCCCACCUUCAUGUCCCACGAUCAGCUUGGGAGGCGGAGCUUCCUGAAGAACGAUGACCUCAUCAUCACCGCCGACUUCAACGACCUGACCCACCUCCUCCGUACCGAGGAGAGGCCAGCGGCGCGUGCUGAUGACGUCACAGACCCUGGUGACAUCACAGGGGCGGAGCCAGCCAGAGGGCAGGACGGGGGGCGGGCCCGGGAGCGGCGUGCGGCCAGCGGGGACCCCUGCUCCCCCAACCCCUGCCUCCACGGAGGGGUGUGUGUCAACACACACGGCGCCGCAAGCUGCAGGUGUGCAUCUGGUCGUGCCACUUUCUACACUGGCGAGACGUGUCACAUGAUGCGUUACCAUGGCGACGUACUGGGGGCUGUGAUCGGUGGCGUGGGGGGCAUCGUCGUCAUGACGACCUCCAUCCUGGCCGUGCUCAGGAGGCGUCGGCCCGGCGGUCACUGAGAGUGUCACGUUCUCCCAGCAUGCAACACGCCGGAGACGUGUUGUGACGUUAAGAGGCAUGUGUGAAUAUUUAGGAGUUACAUUAAUUUAACAAUGUAAUCGUUGGCUUAGCUCAGGAGGUGGAGCAGUUGUCUUGUAAUCUAAAGGUUCCUAGUUCGAUCCCCAGCUCCUCCUAGCUGAGUGUUGAUGUGUCCCUGAGCAAACACUCGCCUUGCAUGCUUGACUCAGUGUGUCAUUGUGUGUAUAAACCGAUGUAAGUCGCUUUGGAUAAAAGCGCCUGCUAAUUGUUAUUGUAAUAAUAUUUAUAAAACAAUGUUAUAAUGUUAUAAUAACAAUCUAAUUAUAUUAAUAUAACAAUGUAAGAAUAAUAAUAUAACGUAUAAUAAUAUUAAUAUAAUGAUACGCUCUACGGGUCAUUGUUGUCCAGCUUGCUGCCCCUCCUCCUUUAACCUCUGAGCCUUGAUACCCCAGCUUUAACCUCUGAGCCUUGAUACCCCAGCUUUAACCUCUGAGCCUUGAUACCCCAGCUUUAACCUCUGAUCCUUGAUACCCCAGCUUUAACCUCUGAGCCUUGAUACCCCAGCUUUAACCUCUGAGCCUUGAUACCCCAGCUUUAACCUCUGAUCCUUGAUACCCCAGCUUUAACCUCUGAUCCUUGAUACCCCAGCUUUAACCUCUGAUCCUUGAUACCCCAGCUUUAACCUCUGAUCCUUGAUACCCCAGCUUUAACCUCUGAUCCUUGAUACCCCAGCUUUAACCUCUGAGCCUUGAUACCCCAGCUUUAACCUCUGAUCCUUGAUACCACAGCUUUAACCUCUGAGCCUUGAUACCCCAGCUUUAACCUCUGAGCCUUGAUACCCCAGCUUUAACCUCUGAGCCUUGAUACCCCAGCUUUAACCUCUGAGCCUUGAUACCCCAGCUUUAACCUCUGAGCCUUGAUACCCCAGCUUUAACCUCUGAGCCUUGAUACCCCAGCUUUAACCUCUGAUCCUUGAUACCCCAGCUUUAACCUCUGAUCCUUGAUACCCCAGCUUUAACCUCUGAGCCUUGAUACCCCAGCUUUAACCUCUGAGCCUUGAUACCCCAGCUUUAACCUCUGAGCCUUGAUACCCCAGCUUUAACCUCUGAGCCUUGAUACCCCAGAUUUAACCUCUGAGCCUUGAUACCCCAGCUUUAACCUCUGCUUUAAUUUCUGCCUUUGUAAACUA
Gadus macrocephalus (Pacific cod) is the source of this 3844-nucleotide messenger RNA. RefSeq names its product meprin A, alpha (PABA peptide hydrolase), tandem duplicate 2 (gene mep1a.2). The record is from RefSeq and is a predicted model, not a curated record. Gene Ontology annotation, cellular component: membrane. The transcript has 15 exons. Gene Ontology annotation, molecular function: zinc ion binding; calcium ion binding; metalloendopeptidase activity. Lineage: Eukaryota; Metazoa; Chordata; Actinopteri; Gadiformes; Gadidae. Bases 510 to 2636 code for a protein of 708 amino acids. Gene Ontology annotation, biological process: proteolysis.